AUGAAAGAGAGCACGAAGAGAAAAUCCGGCCAGCAUAAGAGCUGCGAGGAAGGGAAAGAGGAUCACAAGACCGAACAUACAAGCAAAUCACUCAAGUCCGACAAUGCACCGUUGGCGGAGCGUGUUCGCCCUAGAAGCUUCGACGAUAUUGUCGGCCAGACUCACCUUGUAGGGUCUAAUGGAAAUAUCCGCCAACGUGUUCAAGAGGACAACGUUCCAAACAUGAUACUCUGGGGGAGCUCGGGAACUGGCAAGACCACCAUCGCCCGCAUUAUUGGGUCUGUCUCGAGGAGAAGAUUCUAUGAGAUCGGCAGCACAAUCACGACAAUGACAGAGUACAGAAGUAUCAUUGCAAGGGCCUCGAAGGAUGUGGACACAGAGCGAAAACCGUCUAUUGUGUUUUGCGAUGAGAUACACCGUAUUACCACGCCGCAGCAAGACAUACUCCUCAAUGCCAUCCGGGACGGUCGCAUUACUCUGAUCGGAGCUACCACAGAGAAUCCAUCUUUGACAAUUCGGCAUGGACUGGUUUACAAAUGUAUAGUUUAUACGCUCACCAAGCCGAAAGACGCGGACGUACAGAAUAUGCUUCACCGAGUAGUUGAAGAACGGGGCUUACACUCCCACCUCCUGGAUGAUGGAUUUUUUGGAUAUCUGUCAAGCUUCGCUGAUGGGGAUUGUCGAUUAUCACUGAAUCUCCUGGAGAUGGCGCACGACUUGUCUAAACGAGACGGAAUGACAGGGGAAAGGUUGAGAAAUUCACUCACAAUGCAUCUUAACUACGAUCGCUCGGGUGACCAACAUUACGACACUAUCUCGGCCUUCCACAAGUCAAUCCGAGGCAGUCAUGCAGAUGCUGCACUGUAUUACCUUGCGAGAAUGCUCAAGUCCGGUGAAAAUCCACUAUUCAUCGCGCGUCGUCUUAUUGUAGCAACAUCGGAGGACAUUGGGCUUGCUAACAAUGUCUUGCAGACAUACGCAACUUCCGUAUACUCCGUGCUUGAGAAGCUGGACAUACUAGAUGCACAGGCCCCGCUGGCGCAGUUGGUUAUUAUGCUGUGCUUAUCGAAGAAGAGCACUCGUUCAUAUAGAGGCUUGAAUAAUGCUUUUGCUUGUCUGAAGGAGCCUGGGGCUGCUGAUGCGUCCAUUCCAUAUCACCUUCUUCCUAUUAGUUCGGAAGCCAAAGCGAUUGUUGAAGAAGGUAUUGCACAUCAAUCAGGGUAUAAGAGAAGGAAAGUGAACUUCCUACCUGAAUGUCUGGAGGGUCGGAAGUUCUUGGAAGAUACUGAUUUCUUGUUCAAGAGAGACCCUGACCUCACCUAUUGA
Molecule: messenger RNA, 1326 nt
Organism: Aspergillus nomiae NRRL 13137
Lineage: Eukaryota; Fungi; Ascomycota; Eurotiomycetes; Eurotiales; Aspergillaceae
Product: werner helicase interacting protein
Exons: 1
Coding region: 1-1326 (441 amino acids)
Biological process (GO): regulation of DNA repair; DNA-templated DNA replication
Cellular component (GO): nucleus
Molecular function (GO): DNA binding; single-stranded DNA helicase activity; ATP hydrolysis activity
Source: RefSeq, a predicted model, not a curated record